CAAUUCCAAUUAUUGUGCCCGGCAGCCGUGUGUCUUGCCUUUAUUGCGCCCUUCCGGGUCAAACGCCUAUACAUGAAGCACUGUGCCGCCCGCUUCUAAGCUCGGGCGGGCAUCACGGUUUUGCGGCAUGGAAGCAGUAAUAAGCGCAUAGCAAUACCUAUCGCCGCCCACGCCAUCAUGGGCAACGCUCAGUCCAAUGAGGCGUCCCGGAAAUCAAGAACGUCCCAGAAGCUGUGCAAGCCGAAGACGGGCAACCAUGCGACAGCCGGUCUGUUGAGCCCGGCAUCUUUCUCAAACCGCUCUCGACGAAAAUCCAAUGCUCCAUUACCCCCGUUGCCUAAUCCUCCGGUGCCGUCCCCGACAGUCGCUUCAACGCCCACAACUGGGUCCGCUGUCGAAGCACCCGGUGGCCUUGACCAACGAGUUGACAGUGGAAUGUCUCUCCAUUCGGCUCCCUGCCUGCACCCAGAGUCGAAACGAAGGAGCAUGUUUCGCUCUAGAUCGUCACGGCACGCUAAUGAUCUUCAGCAAGACCAUGGCUCGCGGUUGGCGGAUAGGUCGGCGAGGGAGAGGGCUUGUUCUAUGACGUACGGGUCGGCGUUUGCGUGCUACGGGCAGGCUGGUACUGACAAUCAGCUAGCCAACUCCGAGCCCCGUACCUCAUUGAACUACAAUCCUACCUCAUACGAGGCAAAACGUCUGCUGAAUGUGGAUGAAGAAGCGAGCUUUGAACCGGCAGCAACAAUGUCGGAACACGAGAUGGCAAUGACCAAGGAGAGCUCGUGGAGUAACUCGGAAUGUCCGCUCAGCGCCCCGAUGACUCGUGUGAGUUCGGAUGUGUCGUUGUAUAUGCCGGUUCGGAGGCGAUCCAUCAUACAAACACCCGGUGUGGCCACCCGGUUGGUUUCGGCCCACGAUCUUCCGCAAUCGUCCCAGUUGAACUUUCGCCAUAGCCAUCCUCCGACACCAAGCUUAUCCCGCCAGCAAUCGGUGGAGUCGUACAGGAGCGGUAUUAUGUCAUUGCCGCCGCGCGUUCAGGACGCGGAGUCGGGCGCGCGAGUAGACACUCCUUGCGAAGACCAUUAUCUGUCGAUCGGCGCUUUUAAGCUUGGGUCACUGCGUAUCACCAAUGGCUCCCCAAGUCCCAUCAGCCCGGGAAUCGACGGGAAUCGCGGAGACGGUGGCGCGGGUGAAGGCAAUGUGCUCUCGGAAGACGGCUAUUUUUCGGGGAAGGCGGGUGAGCAGUACGGUAUCACGACGUCUCCGGCGACACAACUUCCUGUGCAGUGUCCGCUUAGCCCGUCCGCUUCACCGGUCAUUCGGCCGCAGCCCACAAGCCCAGAACUGCAAACAACAUCGAAAGCAACGGCUCAAGAGGACGAGCUGUUCGAUGACGAGAAGGAACUUGAGUACUCCUCAAGCGAGGUCUUGGAUGUCCGGUUGGACCACAAUGCGAAGCCGCCUCACCAGCAGGCUAAGUGUGAUGUGGACAGUUCAAUCAGCAGAACUGACAGUGGCUUUGUGUCGACUACAAGCCCAUCAUCUGAGAGUCCCCACAAGUCGUUAACAAAGGCAGACUCUGGAUACAGCUCCAAUGUCUCCCUGCGCUCGGUCCAAACCAAGGUGCAGACCUCCGAGAACCAGGUGGCAUCAACAACAGCAUCCUUGGAGAAGCAACUAUCGCACUCAGCGGACCAUAGCAGCGCGCCAUUCGGUUCGGAGAGCCAUACCUCGGAACAAACAGCGCUGUUGUAUACGGACAUCUUUGAAGGAGAAUCGGAUUCUGCUCCGCCUCUCGUCCCGCCUAAAGAUGCCGCCCGGAGCCAGCCGAGCCCGAAUGGUGUUGCCGGGAAAGCCAUUUCGACGCAUGACCCGGCAGAGAACAACGAAGCAAAGACGCCGAGGACAAAGAAGCAGGUGCCAAACCUCGGUAUCCGAAGCAUGAAAUCUUCAACGUCCAACAAUCCGAGCUCGGCCCACAGCAGCAAUGGCGGAUCGCAGAAACCUGGUAGGCUGCAGUGGCUUUUGAGCGGAGGGCGCCGGACAACCAAUGGGCCCGCUCUAGUCAAUAUGACGCGCUCGGUCCAGUAUAGCGAUAUCCUGCCCGUUCCCCGUAAGACGGGGCUCAAAGUCCGCGAGCAUACUGGCCAUUCCCCCUCGGCUGCGAGGAGGCUCGCCUUGAAAUCACACUCUAGCAUGGACACGCUGAAGACGAUACUCAGCGUGGGCAGUAUGGAAGCUAGCGUCGACCCUACGCACCCCGUGCAGACCGCGGGUACCAUGCAAGAGUCCGAGAACAAGGAUGGGCUCUGGAAACAGACCCUGCACUCAGUGCCAACUUCGAUUGCCAACGCUGCCGCCUAUGUUAUCCCCAGAAAGUCUACUUCCCGGAAGCCGGUGCCAACCCCUGAGGAGGUAGCGAGAGAGCACGAAAGGGAUGUCAGCAAUGGCCGUGGGAGGGAUACCCGUGAUGUUGUUCCUACGUCUCCGGUGGUUGCCCGUGCUCCCGCUGGGAUCAGACAGUCGAGAGACAGGACGAUGAGCCUCACACUCAUCGAGGAGCAGGGGGUGAAGGCGAAACGUCGUAUGUCGGAAUUUCACUUGAGUCGCUCGUCGAUAGAUCUUCCGUCAGCUCCUCUUCCCAGUCCAGUUGCCAAAGCAGUUGCAAUGGAGAACAGGGCAGAGACGUUUCAGUCCGUCAACAGGAAAUCAAGGCAGCCAUAUCCACUUCGCGUGCCAGCGCCGCUACGGUCACAGAACUCCGCCUCCAGUCUCAGUCACAAAGCCAGCCGGGAAAGCAUCCAGGGCUAUCCAGCUAUCCACACCGUUCCAGUCAACGCUAGCGUGGACAGUCUUCCGAGGCAUUCUUCGAGCCAAAUGACACCCAGCGGAGUUUCCAUGGACCCGCGGCGCCUCCUUUCAUUCCGGCAAUAUCAUCACGUUCAGUCUCCGACGCACAACGCUCUGGACUUCGAUUCGCAAGCGAACGAUAGCACGGCCCGGCAGGCUUCUCGAAUUUCCACAGCCAGCGGCAGCCGGCGCACUUCCAUCGAGUCAGUUCGAAGUGACGGCGGUUACCACCAGAGCAACGCCCACGCAUGGCAAAAUCAACAGCAGCCCCUAAGGCACCGGGCAAGCUAUGAUGGCUACAGCAAUCAGAGCCGGCUUCCGCGGUACGGGUAUCCCCCGUCCAUGUCCAACGGCUAUACAGCUCCGGUGAAGCCAGCGUAUGGGCCCCAGUCAUUUCUUGCUGCCACCCAGAGCAAGAGCCGGGUUGAUGCAGCUGCCGGUCAGUGGUACCAGAGCGAGUCGUCUCAACCGCACCUGCCCCACGGCCACUACCGGCACCGCAGCACCGGUAACUGGAAUGGAUAUGGGCCGAAUCCUCCUUACCGUGUGCUGCAUAGCUACAACUCGCCCGCGUACCGCAACGCGCCAAUCUGGGGCUAAGCACGCCACGGAACCCUUUUAGGAUCUCAUUACGUAUUACGCCCGUUGCAUCAGUCGUACUUUAAUCUGCGUAGUUCCAUCCGACGGCACCCCCCGCUGCGCGUCCUCCUACUCGCUCGACGCGACUAUUCCCUUACGUCUAUUGGCAAUCAUAUGGAAGCCGUCUCACCCACAAAGAUGGGCAAAAAAUCGGCUGAAUUCAGUGUGGACUCUCAAGUCAGCUUUGAGUCAGAUGGAGGAGACAAGAAACUCGGUUUCAGAGU
This is a messenger RNA of Chaetomium strumarium, 3713 nucleotides long. RefSeq lists its product as uncharacterized. Lineage: Eukaryota; Fungi; Ascomycota; Sordariomycetes; Sordariales; Chaetomiaceae. The transcript is spliced from 2 exons. The record is from RefSeq and is a predicted model, not a curated record. The coding region runs from base 178 to 3450 and encodes 1090 amino acids.